This is a messenger RNA of Urocitellus parryii (Arctic ground squirrel), 3880 nucleotides long. RefSeq names its product nucleoredoxin (gene Nxn). Gene Ontology annotation, biological process: negative regulation of protein ubiquitination; negative regulation of Wnt signaling pathway. Lineage: Eukaryota; Metazoa; Chordata; Mammalia; Rodentia; Sciuridae. Gene Ontology annotation, cellular component: nucleus. Gene Ontology annotation, molecular function: thioredoxin-disulfide reductase (NADPH) activity. The record is from RefSeq and is a predicted model, not a curated record.
UUUGCCACCGCCUCCGCCCGCCCGCCGCGCGGACCGAGGGAGCCGGGUAGCAGCCGUCUACCCGCCCGCCGCCCGCGUGCUGGGGCUGCGGUGGGCCAGGAUGUCGGGCUUCCUGGAAGAACUGCUUGGCGAGAAGCUGGUGACCGGCGGCGGCGAGGAGGUGGACGUGCACUCGCUUGGCGCCCACGGCAUCUCCCUGCUCGGGCUGUACUUCGGCUGUAGCCUGAGCGCCCCCUGCGCGCAGCUCAGCGCCAGCCUGGCCGCCUUCUACGGCCGCCUGCGGGGGGACGCGGCGGCCGGGCCAGGGGCCGGGGCUGGGCCGGGGCCGGGGGCCGGAGCGGCCGCGGAACCCGAACCGCGGCGCCGCCUGGAGAUCGUCUUCGUGUCUUCGGACCAGGACCAGAGGCAGUGGCAGGACUUCGUGCGGGACAUGCCGUGGUUGGCGCUGCCCUACAAGGAGAAGCACAGGAAGCUUAAACUUUGGAACAAAUACCGAAUUUCCAACAUUCCAUCGCUAAUAUUCCUAGAUGCCACCACUGGGAAGGUUGUGUGCAGAAAUGGGCUCCUGGUGAUCCGCGAUGACCCAGAAGGUCUGGAAUUCCCGUGGGGACCUAAGCCCUUCAGGGAAGUCAUCGCAGGGCCCUUACUUAGAAAUAAUGGGCAGUCCCUGGAGAGCAGCAGCCUGGAGGGGUCUCACGUGGGAGUCUAUUUCUCCGCACACUGGUGCCCACCCUGCCGAAGCCUCACACGGGUGCUGGUGGAAUCCUACCGGAAGAUUAAGGAGGCCGGCCAGAAAUUUGAGAUCAUCUUCGUUAGCGCAGACAGGUCAGAAGAAUCAUUCAAACAGUACUUCAGUGAGAUGCCCUGGCUUGCUGUCCCCUACACUGAUGAGGCCCGGAGGUCGCGCCUGAACCGGCUAUAUGGAAUCCAAGGCAUCCCCACGCUCAUUGUGUUGGACCCACAGGGGGAGGUGAUCACCCGGCAGGGACGGGUGGAGGUGCUCAAUGAUGAGGACUGCAGGGAGUUUCCGUGGCACCCCAAACCCGUGCUGGAGCUCUCUGACUCCAACGCUGUGCAGCUCAACGAGGGGCCCUGCCUCGUCCUUUUUGUAGAUUCUGAGGAUGAUGGAGAAUCCGAAGCAGCCAAACAACUGAUUCAGCCAAUAGCUGAGAAGAUCAUCGCCAAGUACAAAGCCAAAGAGGAGGAGGCACCACUUCUAUUCUUUGUGGCUGGGGAGGAUGACAUGACUGACUCCCUGCGAGAUUACACCAACCUGCCUGAAGCUGCCCCUUUGCUCACCAUUCUGGACAUGUCAGCCCGGGCCAAGUAUGUGAUGGACGUGGAGGAGAUCACCCCUGCCAUUGUGGAGGCCUUUGUGAAUGACUUCCUAGCAGAAAAGCUCAAGCCAGAGCCCAUCUAGUGGGUCUCUAGCCUCUUGAGACCUUAUUUAAGACUCAUUCUCCUCCUCCUCCCCUUCUUCCCCUCUGCCCUUGGACUUUUCCAGCAGGUCCUAAAUCACACAACCCAAAUUUCCAACCUCUCUGUGGUGCCUUGUUUCUGCAUUAACUCCUCACUAGCACCCAAGGGUGCACAUCCUCACAGCAGCAGCAGAAUCUGCCAUAUUUGGAGAUUCUGCCUGGCAUUCACAGGGAUGGCAUAACCGGGCCAGAACUGGGACUGCAGCACUCUCUCCAGGUCACUAGCUUUUGGUGAAGGAUUGUUCAGGGUAUUCUGCACAAUAAGCAUGCAGAGACAUCGAAUUGGGGUUCUGGCUCUGGAGUCAGCACACACACAAAACAGCCAGAAGGGAGCUGCUCCACAUGCACACGCACAUGCUGGUGGAGCGGAGAAAGGGCGUGGCCUCAGCAGACAUCAGCUCAGAGCUGUUGGGGAGAGUAUCCUUUUAUAGGGAACGUAGAUAUAGUCUUUCUUGGUCUGAGGGAGAAACAGCAGCUUAUCAGUGGGUUCUUGGGCAGGGGACUCCCAAAUCUGAAACGAAGCGUGUGGGGUUUUUUUGGUGAGAAAACAAGUAGCUAAGAUAAUGAUUCAUAUAAUUGCUUAGUUUUAUUGAGCUCCUACCAUAUGAUUAGAGUUUUGCAUUCCUUCCUUUUAUCUCUUUCUUCCUUGGUCUUGACCUUCUCCAUGUUUUUGCCUGCUCAUACAGACAGCUUCUACUUUCUCGGAAUUUUGUUCUUGAAUUUUUCUCCUUGAUAUCUUUCCAAGAAACUUGGCCCUGAGUUCUUAGAGGAGCCAUGCUCAGCUGCACAGAUCUCUGGCCCAGCUCUGUGCCUGAGGCCACUGGAUCUUUGCUGAGGCAUCUGCAUCCUUUUCCUGUCACUCCCUUUUCUUUUCAAAGCAGAACUGAAAAGCAAGAAUUUACUAGAAAUCUAGCUUGUCUUUAAGAACCUUCAGAAGAAGCUGUGUUCUCAGGCAGGAGGGAGGACAGAGGGCGUGUCAACUAAAAGUAGGCCAUGGGUACCCUUUGCUAAGACUAGGUAACUUGCCCUUUUGUUUGAGUGGAACUGGCCACAAAAGGGGAAACAUUUGGGGUGAGAGACUUUGGCCCAGGGAUUCACAGGGGUUUAGCCUAUCUCAGUCAGGUGUCAGAGCCUUUAAACAGUCCAAGGCCUUACCCUUGACUCAACUCUGCCAUCUGCCAACCAAAACAAUUUAUUUGGAAAACCCCACAACCCACCCAUAAGCUGUUGACAGUGUUCCUUGCUAAAUUGGAUUGUUUAUUUGUAGUUCAGAAGUACAAAAUUAGUUGGUGAUUAGACUAUUUGAUGUUGCCAGCCUGAAACGCAAUCACCUAGUAAGAAAUAAAGCAGGCAUCUCUGGACAUUACCAUCUAGUGGCCUUCCCUGUUCUUAAUAACAAAAAUAUUUUUCACUUGAGUGCUAUUAGAGGGUGGGCAGUGGAAGGAAAGGCAUAGAGAACCUUUAGUAGCCAUGUUCCAGAAUUUUCUAAAAUCCCAAGAGGUCAGUGGUAGAGGACUUGACUAGCAUGUGCAAGAAGGCCCUGGGUUUGAUCCCCGGUACUGAGGGGGAUAAGAAAAAUCCCAAGAAGAUGGCCAUCUGUCAAAUCAUCUUGGUUUCCAGAAACCAGGAAGCUGAUUUUGAUUAGAGUACCAGAGACAGAUGCCUCCAGGAGCUCGGGUCACUAUCCCUUUGGCUUGGUACUUGCUCCAAGGUGAAUCCCUAGAUUAUAGACAUUGUUAUGGACAUUCCCUGCUCUUUCCCUCUUGAGAUUGCUGGUUAGGAAAACACAAGGACUCCUGCAAGGGUCUCCCUGUGAAGAAUAGGGUAAGAGUUGGGGCUGCCCAAGUCUAGCUCUGUCCUAAGGCUAGAGGCUUCUCUAGAAAUUCUACCAUUGUCCCUUAGAGGGUGAGGCAGAUGAGGGUACAAGAUUAGGCUCUCCCUUGGAAGAUGUAUAGAAUUUGUGUCCCUGCCCUAGGUCAUGACUGCCUUGGAGGAAAGGAGGCCCUCUUUGCAGCUGCUUUUUUUGUGAGGACAGAAGGAACAGAGUCCAUUACAACAGAAAAAUUGGUCAUCUGUGUUACUUUAGUGGCCUGUAUUGGGCUGACUUUUCUGAAGUACCAACUACUAAUGUCAGCCAGAUCCCUGUCACCAGAAUUCCCCUUUUAGAGCAGAUGUGUAGUUUAGUUAAGCUCAGUGGGAAGGUUUAUUAAAAAGGUUUAGGUCUAUACCAUGGCUACGUUGGAGGAAAAUGUUAGGGAAGACUCACUUCACCGUGCCAAUGAAAAAUUCCCUUCUCCAUGGUGCAGGAGAUCCUAAAGGUCAUUGAUGCAGACAAAUGGCAGCGGGAUAAUUCUCACCAAGCAGCUCCAUGAUACCUUACAAGUCUCAUUGCUAAUUGGAAG